This is a messenger RNA of Aspergillus eucalypticola CBS 122712, 1575 nucleotides long. RefSeq lists its product as uncharacterized. NCBI's taxonomy places the organism in Eukaryota, Fungi, Ascomycota, Eurotiomycetes, Eurotiales, Aspergillaceae. Bases 181 to 1470 code for a protein of 429 amino acids. The transcript has a single exon. The record is from RefSeq and is a predicted model, not a curated record.
CUAGUACCGAACUAAAUUCAUUCACGUUGUGACUUUUUUCGCCAAUUGUUCGCUCCUUUCGCCCUCCCCUUACCCCUCUCUCCCUCUUUUUUCUCUCUCAUCUUCUCGUCUCUUUAUGAAGGGAAUCCACCCGACCCAAACUGCCCCGGGAGUCUCUCAGCAACUCCAAUAGUUUCCAUAAUGAAGCCAGCAACCGCUACAAAGUCCCCCAAUGGUCGUGGGAGCCUCUACAAGGAGGUUCGCUUUUCGCCUACACCAACUCCCGUCCGUCGAACACAGUCAGUACCGGACACUCAUCUCGACUCGAGGCCAAACUAUACUGGCGGCCCAGAUAUAGAAGCAGCCAGUUAUUCGGUUGUAAGCGCCGAAUACCUAAGUCAAGUGCGGUCGCUCCUCGAUCGCCAGCGGGCAAACUUCGAGCAUGAGAGGAAGCUAUUCAACGAGGAACGCCAUCUAUGGGAGAAUGAGCGUGCGUUACUAAACCAGAGGAUCUCUGAAUUAGAGUCGCUGCUCAAGGGUAGGGGAUCCACAGGGACCGCCGCUACUAGUACAGUCGCGCUCCCGACCGGCACUUUUCAACAUCAUGUAUCAUUAUCAUCUGCAUUUCACAGCCAAUUCAGUCACCCAUUUUCGGCAGAACAUACUGAUUCUUCUCACCCGACAAGUACCCAAGUGUGGGAAGGCUCUAGCCCUGGAAGCAAACCCACGAGGGUAUUCCCUAACGCCGAGAAGACAGACUUCUCAGGUCUCCUAUUUCCGGAGCAAGGAGGCAAUCCAUCGGUCUCUGCGCCAUCCUUGGACGCUGCCCUUUCACCUAAGUCCCGUGCGACUGACUUGACCUCGAGCACAUGCGUGCCAGUCCCAAUUGAGAGGCUUGAUAGCAAACUUGACGGGAUCACGCUCAAGUCCUCGGCUUUGCCGCCAGAAAUUGUCGCUCGAGUAAUUACGCCACCAUCGCCACCAUCCCUCGAGGGCUCUCCAUCACUUUCUUCCAGACCCUCUGCUGAGCACCGCAACAGCCUCAAACUGAAACUGUCUGAACUUGGGCCCCCAGAGUUUAACCUGACCAGGAACGCCGGUCACACACCCAUGGCUAGGAUCGAUCGGGACGUCGACACGGAGCAGCCGUCACCCCAGGAGACCACGAACGAGGAGGAACCCCUCGCUUCGGAAGCGCCUCGGCAACCUGCAGAAAACUCCGACUCGUACUUUGGGGAUUUGGCGGAUGACCCUGCCCUGAAGGGGCCACUUACCUUGCUGAAUGAGGAAGAGCAUGAUAGUGAGUUUCUGAAGGAGCUUGAUCAGAAGCUUCUGGACCAGGUCAAGCAGGCCCUUGGCUAUCCCCGAAGCACUGAUCAGAAACAGGCUGAAGUCGAGCCCCCCAGUCAGGGUGAUGAGCCCGAAUUAAGGUUCAAGAAUACGACGAACUUUGGUACGGCUUUUGGAAAUUCGGACUGUGGGAAGGUGUAGGGUAGGAGGGAAGGAUUACCGUGCGGUCGCAGAUAUUUUGUUGUGGAUGUUAAACCUCAUAAGCUCAUAGCCACAUUUGGACUUUGGUUACGAUGGACCCCAGAU